AUGCAGUGCAUCAUUGCAAGUGAGGCGAGUUCUCAGAGAUGCCUAAGAGGUCAUAGUUUUCCUAUUAGUGCUAAGGAAAUUCUCACAAAAGAAUCAAAUGUGCAAGAGGUACGUUGCCCUGUCACUGUCUGCGGGGAUGUCCACGGUCAAUUCCACGAUCUUAUGGAACUCUUUAGAAUUGGUGGGAAAUCGCCGGACACAAAUUAUCUGUUCAUGGGAGACUACGUGGAUAGAGGCUAUUACUCGGUGGAAACAGUGACUCUUCUAGUAGCAUUAAAGGUGCGUUACCCAGAACGCAUUACAAUACUGAGGGGAAAUCACGAAAGCAGACAAAUUACACAAGUGUAUGGCUUUUAUGAUGAGUGUCUGCGGAAGUAUGGAAACGCCAAUGUCUGGAAGUAUUUCACGGAUCUGUUUGACUAUCUUCCUCUUACGGCUCUAGUAGAUGGUCAGAUAUUCUGUCUCCAUGGUGGCCUCUCUCCAUCGAUAGAUACACUGGAUCAUAUCAGGGCUCUGGACCGCCUGCAGGAAGUUCCACAUGAGGGGCCCAUGUGUGAUCUGUUAUGGUCAGAUCCGGAUGACCGUGGUGGCUGGGGUAUAUCUCCUCGAGGUGCUGGCUACACGUUUGGGCAAGAUAUUUCUGAAACAUUUAACCAUGCCAAUGGUCUUACACUGGUCUCCCGUGCUCACCAACUUGUCAUGGAGGGUUAUAAUUGGUGCCACGAUCGGAACGUGGUUACCAUUUUCAGCGCGCCCAAUUACUGCUACCGUUGUGGGAACCAGGCUGCUAUCAUGGAACUAGAUGACACUUUAAAAUAUUCCUUCCUUCAGUUUGACCCAGCACCUCGUCGUGGAGAGCCUCAUGUUACCCGUCGUACCCCAGACUACUUCCUAUAAAUGUCUCCUAACCUCUGUAGAAGGAAGUACACCUGGCAUUUUAAAGAGCAACAAUAUUUACACGUUUCUGUAAGAAAUCGGGGUUCGUCUCAGCUUAAAAUCCCCAUCAUGGACCAAAAUGUGCCAUACUGAGGAUGAAGAGUGUUUAGCACAACUUGAGACUGAAUUCCUUACAACACUAUAUAUCCUAUACCAAUCAGUCCAACAGUCAGUUUGCCUGCUGUAUUUGUAGUCAUUGUUUUUUGGGGGUUUUUUGUUUUUCUUUUCCUUCUGGACUGUUUGGAGAGAAAAGAUAACUCUAACACUUCCAUCUCCUUUUAUGCUUCUUUGUGAAUUUUUAGUUCUAGUGGUUAACUGGCAUGAAGUAGCGUUCGGAGUUUAUUUUUUAAGGGACACUAACUUCUUAACCUGCCACUCUCCUUUAUGGAAAGGCGACCGACUUAACUGGAGCAAGGGAACAACUCCGGGGGGGUUGGGGGGGGUGGGAGAGGGCGGCAUUCCCUUUCCGAGCUCCGUUCCCAAUCUGUGCUGACCUUCCUUUUUUUUGUUGUUGUUGUUGUUGUUGUUGUUUCUGUUUGGUUUGGUUCCCCCCCACCCCGCUCCCAAAACCGUAUCUUGGUCAUGGAAGUGCUUUUGCCUCGGUGUAUCGGAACGAAUAAACUCGGCCCUUGUCGGCCCCCCCGC
Struthio camelus australis is the source of this 1581-nucleotide messenger RNA. The record is from RefSeq and is a predicted model, not a curated record. Lineage: Eukaryota; Metazoa; Chordata; Aves; Struthioniformes; Struthionidae.